CCGUUCGCUUUCUCCCCUCACGAUUUCCGCUCCCUAGUCUCCACAUUUCUCCCAUUUCUUUAUUUUUUUCAAACUCUUCGUCUCUUCUCCACGGCGGCAGCGCCACUUGGAGUCCGCCCAGUCCAACCCCCUCCCGUCACGCGCCGGCGUUGGCCCAGCCGCCUUGCAGCUGUAGCAGCAGAUCAGUUCGGGGGCUUCGCGCACGCUCGCUGGCUGUUCGUGCCCAACAGCAGCCCCCAGAUGCGCGUUGGCUUGUUGAGAAGCGGGUGGUGGUGAUUUUAGUUGGGGAGGAAGCGGAAUGGGGUUCUGGGUGGGGCUGGCGGUCGGGGUCGCGGUGGGCAUCGCGCUCAUCGUGGGCUUCGCCCGCUCCGAGAACUCCCGCUCCGCCGGCCGCCGGCAGCUGGCUGCCACAGUUGCCAGUUUCUCUAAGAUGACGGUUGAAGAUUCACGGAAGUUACUUCCAGCUGACCUCUACCCAUCCUGGGUUGUUUUCUCUACGCAGCAAAAGUUAAAAUGGCUUAAUCAGGAGCUCAUAAAGAUAUGGCCCUUUGUGAAUCAGGCAGCAUCAGACCUCAUCAAAACCUCCGUUGAGCCUGUUCUUGAACAAUAUAGGCCAAUGGUCAUAGCUUCCCUCAAGUUCUCAAAACUGACUCUUGGUACUGUUGCACCACAGUUUACUGGUAUUUCUAUCAUUGAGAGUAACGAUGCAGGUAUUGUCAUGGAGCUGGAGAUGAAUUGGGAUGCCAAUCCAAGUAUCAUAUUGGAUGUAAAAACUAGACUUGGGUUGGCACUACCGAUACAGGUGAAGGACAUAGGCUUCACAGGAGUUUUCCGCUUGAUUUUCAAACCGCUGGUCGAAGAACUACCAUGCUUUGGAGCUGUUUGUUUUUCUCUGAGGAAGAAGAAAAAACUGGAUUUCAGACUGAAGGUAAUUGGUGGUGAUAUUUCUGCCAUACCUGGAAUUUCAGAUGCUCUCGAGGACACUAUAAAAAAUGCUAUUGAAGAUUCAAUAACAUGGCCAGUAAGGAAAGUCAUUCCCAUAAUACCUGGGGACUACAGUGAUUUGGAACUGAAGCCUGUCGGUACAUUGGAAGUCAAGCUUGUUCAAGCAAGAGAUUUGACAAACAAGGAUCUGAUAGGAAAAUCUGAUCCUUUUGCCAUUUUAUAUGUCCGGCCAUUACCAGACAAAACAAAGAGAAGUAAAACAAUCAGCAAUGAUCUCAACCCGAUUUGGAAUGAGCAUUUCGAGUUUAUUGUUGAAGAUGCUGAUACUCAGAGCGUGACAGUGAAAAUUUAUGAUGAUGACGGUAUUCAGGAAUCUGAAUUGAUUGGCUGUAUUCAGGUUAGCCUGAAGGAUCUUCAACCAGGCAAAGUGAAGGAUGUCUGGUUGAAACUUGUAAAAGAUCUGGAGAUUCAAAGGGACAGGAAAGAUCGGGGCCAGGUGCACCUUGAGCUACUCUAUUGCCCAUUUAACAUGAAGGAUGAGGCUCCAAAUCCUUUCAGACAACAGUUUUCGAUGACUUCCUUAGAGAGGACAAUGACGAGUAAUGGAAAUGGACAUGGAAAUGGAAAUGGAACAGGGAGCACAGAAUAUAGCAGGUUGUCUUCAAGGAAGAGAAAGGAAAUUAUUCUGCGGGGGGUUCUCUCAGUAACUGUGCUAUCUGGUGAAGAUCUCCCAGCAAUGGAUAUGAAUGGAAAGUCUGACCCGUAUGUUGUACUUUCUCUCAAGAAAACAAAAACGAAGUACAAGACAAGGGUUGUGACUGAAAGUUUGAACCCAGUUUGGAACCAAACUUUUGACUUUGUUGUCGAAGAUGGCUUACAUGAUAUGCUUAUGCUGGAAGUAUAUGAUCAUGACACCUUCCGUCGAGAUUACAUGGGACGGUGCAUCCUGACUCUGACUAAGGUUUUGAUCGAAGAAGAUUACACGGAUAGCUUCACCUUGGAGGGAGCGAAGACUGGAAAGAUCAACUUGCAUCUGAAGUGGUCGCCGCAAUCAAUCUACCGUGAUUCCCGAGAACCGGUUUAACUAUUGGGAGAGCCUCUGGUUUUAGUGUGGAUAUUGGAUUGACUGUUGGCCUUCUUUUUGAAAGCCAUCUGGUUCAGUCAUAAAUUUUCAGGUGUAAAUCGACCGGCAACAUUUUGACCCAGUGCAGAGUUAUGCUGUUGAUAGAUCGAAGUCUUCAAUGCAAUGGCAGUGAUCAGAUAAAGUUGUAAUUACCUUUUUAUGCCAUGCUCAGAGCACAUCUGUAACCCUGUCGAAACAAAUUGAGCUGUUGGAGCCAUUGGGAAUGAUUUAUCAGGCCCAUCAUGAUUAAUCCUUGAUAUUAUAUGCGAAUUAUGCCUUGCUAUUCA
Messenger RNA from Brachypodium distachyon (stiff brome), 2355 nucleotides. Its product is annotated as synaptotagmin-5. Gene Ontology annotation, molecular function: lipid binding. The coding region runs from base 299 to 2029 and encodes 576 amino acids. Gene Ontology annotation, cellular component: endoplasmic reticulum. The transcript has 13 exons. The record is from RefSeq and is a predicted model, not a curated record. NCBI's taxonomy places the organism in Eukaryota, Viridiplantae, Streptophyta, Magnoliopsida, Poales, Poaceae.